AGGCGCUCGACGAGCUCCCGAAGGACCUCGCCGACACUGAGCGCCGACAUGAGGAGGAGAAGCAGAAAUUGUCCGAACUGGUCAAGGAGCUGGAGGCGAGCCUGGAGGCGAUGCGCGAGGAGUACGAGCGCUGCGAGGAGUACUGCGCGGGCAAGCUGCGCGACGAACGCGCCGCCGCCGAGGCCGACGCGCGCGCCGGCGACGAGCGCCUGGCCGAGCUGCUGGCGCGCGUGGCCGACUACGAGCGCCACUUCGCGCCGCCGCCGCUGCCGCCCAUCGAGGAGCGCGCCGCGCUCGAGCAGCAGGUGGCGGACCUGGAGCGCGAGUUCGCGGCGCACCGCGAGCAGGCGGCGGCCGAGCUGGCGGCGCGCGACGCCGAGCUGCGCCGCCUGCGCGCGCGCCGCCCCGCCGCGCCCCGCCCCGCGCCCUCCGCGCCGUCCGCGCCCGCGCCAGGCGCGGGCGCGGGCGGCGCGUGCGCGUGCGGUCGGACGGCGGCGGGGGCGGGUGCGGGCGCGCGGGAGGCGGCGGCGCUGCGGGCGCGCGCGGGGCGGGCGGAGGCGGCGGUGCGGCGGCUGCACGCGCGGCUGCUGGCCGCGGACCUGCUGGUGAAGGUGAGCGGCGGCCGGGCGGCGGCGGGGGCGGGUGCGGGCGCGCGGGAGGCGGCGGCGCUGCGGGCGCGCGCGGGGCGGGCGGAGGCGGCGGUGCGGCGGCUGCACGCGCGGCUGCUGGCCGCGGACCUGCUGGUGAAGGUGAGCGGCGGCCGGGCGGCGGCGGGGGCGGGUGCGGGCGCGCGGGAGGCGGCGGCGCUGCGGGCGCGCGCGGGGCGGGCGGAGGCGGCGGUGCGGCGGCUGCACGCGCGGCUGCUGGCCGCGGACCUGCUGGUGAAGGUGAGCGGCGGCCGGGCGGCGGCGGGGGCGGGUGCGGGCGCGCGGGAGGCGGCGGCGCUGCGGGCGCGCGCGGGGCGGGCGGAGGCGGCGGUGCGGCGGCUGCACGCGCGGCUGCUGGCCGCGGACCUGCUGGUGAAGGUGAGCGGCGGCCGGGCGGCGGCGGGGGCGGGUGCGGGCGCGCGGGAGGCGGCGGCGCUGCGGGCGCGCGCGGGGCGGGCGGAGGCGGCGGUGCGGUGA
Ostrinia nubilalis (European corn borer) is the source of this 1124-nucleotide messenger RNA. Its product is annotated as glycine-rich protein 1-like. The coding region runs from base 111 to 1124 and encodes 337 amino acids. The record is from RefSeq and is a predicted model, not a curated record. NCBI's taxonomy places the organism in Eukaryota, Metazoa, Arthropoda, Insecta, Lepidoptera, Crambidae. The transcript has 5 exons.